Teleopsis dalmanni is the source of this 4023-nucleotide messenger RNA. RefSeq names its product cohesin subunit SA-1-like. The coding region runs from base 182 to 3565 and encodes 1127 amino acids. Lineage: Eukaryota; Metazoa; Arthropoda; Insecta; Diptera; Diopsidae. Gene Ontology annotation, molecular function: chromatin binding. Gene Ontology annotation, cellular component: cohesin complex; nucleus; chromatin. The record is from RefSeq and is a predicted model, not a curated record. The transcript is spliced from 13 exons. Gene Ontology annotation, biological process: sister chromatid cohesion.
UUAGUACGCACUGAAUAUAGAUUUCAUAAUUUAAUAUUACGAAUGCAACCAUGUUUGUACUAAAAGUAAUAAGUUUAGUACAAAAACAAACUGUAGGACGCAACGCAAAACAUGAAAGUAAUUUUUGUUUUAAAUAGAAAUAAAUAAAUUUAUAUAAUAAAUAGAAAAUUAUAAAACUAUAAUGAUGGCGCGGCGUGGUGGUAAACGUAUACGUAUGGAUGAUCCACCGCCGGAAUAUGAAGAAGGACUACAAGGAGACCAAUUGAAUGAAAGCAUUUCUGAUGGAGAUAGUCCAACAAAACGUAUGACACGUUUACGUGCAAGAGGUGGCGUUCGCGAUAAACCACCUAUUAUUGAUGAUGACGAGGAUGAUUUCUAUGCACCAGUGGUGCGUAAAAGAAAACAGCCAACACAACGUAAGCCACCAGGCGAAAAACGUGAGCGUGCUGAGCGGCCACGAAAAGAACACGCUGAAAAGGAACAGGAGCGAAUUGAUAUUGAACGCGAUGUUACCACAGAUGAAAAUAGUUUAUAUUUUAUAGUCCGCCAUUCCAAGGCAGCAAUAGCCAGCAUUGUUGACGAUUGGAUAGAACAAUAUAAACAGAAUAGAGAUUCGGCUCUUAUUUCGCUAAUGCAGUUUUUCAUCAACGCUAGUGGUUGCAAAGGAAAAAUAUCAUCUGACAUGCAACAUCCAAUGGAGCACACUGCUGUCAUACGUAAAAUGACUGAAGAGUUUGAUGAGGAAAGUGGUGAAUAUCCUUUAAUAAUGUCGGGUCUGCAAUGGAAAAAGUUCAAAAUGAAUUUUUGUGAUUUUGUGCAAACGCUUGUAAAACAGUGUCAAUACUCCAUAAUAUAUGAUCAAUUUUUAAUGGAUAAUGUUAUAUCACUUUUAACUGGGUUGUCGGACUCUCAAGUGCGAGCCUUUCGUCAUACAGCAACAUUAGCAGCCAUGAAGUUGAUGACGGCCCUAGUGGAUGUGGCACUUUUAGUUUCAAAUAAUUUUGACAAUGCGGCUAAGCAGUACGAGGCGGAGAGAGUAAAGUCACGUGAUCGUCGUGCUUCAGACCGUUUAGAGUCCUUAAUGGCAAAGCGUGCUGAAUUGGAAGAAAAUAUGGAUGAAAUAAAGAAUAUGUUAACAUACAUGUUUAAAUCCGUCUUUGUGCACCGUUAUAGAGAUACGUUGCCUGACAUACGUGCAAUUUGUAUGGCGGAAAUUGGGGUUUGGAUGGAAAACUAUCCACAAAACUUUUUAGAUGACUCUUAUCUUAAAUACAUUGGUUGGACUCUUCAUGACAAAGUCGGCGAAGUGCGGUUACGUUGCUUACAGGCGUUAUUACCGCUUUAUGAUAAAAUUGAGUUAAAAGGCAAAUUGGAGUUGUUCACCUCAAAGUUUAAAGAUCGUAUUGUUGCGAUGACACUGGACAAGGAGUUUGAAGUUGCUGUACAUGCAGUCAAACUUGUUAUAAGCAUACUAAAAAUACAUCCUGACAUACUGGCAGAUAAAGAUUGUGAAAUUGUUUACGAACUGGUGUAUUCUUCUCACCGGGGCGUUGCACAAGCUGCUGCAGAAUUUCUUAAUGUACGUCUAUUUCAUUUAACUGCUGAUAUGGAAGAGUCGAAAACCAGACGCGGAAAAUUACGAUUACCCAAUACACCGUUAGUACGCGAUUUAGUACAGUUCUUUAUUGAAUCUGAACUGCAUGAACACGGUGCUUAUUUGGUUGAUUCAUUUAUAGACAGCAAUCCGAUGGUCAAAGAUUGGGAAUGUAUGACGGACUUAUUGUUAGAGGAACCUGGCAUUAAUGAAGAAGUUUUAGAUAACAAACAGGAGUCUACAUUAAUAGAAAUAAUGGUCAGUAGUGUUAAACAAUCAGCAACUGGUGAGGCACCGGUUGGGCGUGCAAGCAAUCGUAAAGUCACACUGAAUUCAAAAGAACUAAAAGCAAUACAGGAUGAAAAAACUAAAUUAACUGAACAUUUUAUUAUAACAUUGCCACCUCUAUUAGAAAAAUAUCAAGCAGACAGUGAGAAAUUGACAAAUUUACUUGCUGUUCCACAAUAUUUCGAAUUAGAUAUUUACACUACAAAUCGACAGGAGGCUAACUUACAAGCAUUAUUAGACAAAAUAAGUUACAUAAUGUCAGUGCAUACAGAUCGUGAGGUACUCGAAGCAUGCUCUAAAACACUUGAAUAUUUAUGUACAGAGGGUAGUGCUACGUAUACGCGUUGUGAUGUAGCGCGUUCAAAUAUUAUUGAUACAACCGUUAAUAAAUAUAAAGAUUCCAUUGACGAUUGGCGUACGAUUAUUGCAGCUACGGACACACCAAAUGAAGAUGAAAUUCACAAUGUUAUUAUAUCAUUGAAAGUUGUAUCUAUAUUAUUUUCAUCACACAACUUAAACCCUUGGAGUUUGUUUGACUCACUAUUUCAAGAUGUGGACGAAAUUCAAUCAAAGAAUAGCGAAGAAGUACAUAUACCUAGUGAAGCAAUUGUGUAUUGCAUAGAAGCUUGCUACUAUUCCAUAAGUUGGGGUCUAUACUACUUGGAAAAUCAAUGUGAAAAAUCCAAUCUUGAAGAAAGUACCGCCGAGUUAAAGUCCCAUUUGAAUAAAUAUAUGGCAGCGUGUUUCGAAUUAACACGUGAUGGACCUACAGAACCCAUACAAGAAGCUGCUUAUCAAUCGAUUUGUGAUUUACUAAUUGUAUUUUCGGAUCAGUUAUGUCGGCAUGACAUGGAACCGCUUCGCACAUUAGAAUAUAAAUCCACAUUAGAUGAACAACUGAUUUUAAAUAAUUUUGUACAACACUAUGUAUUUUCGUUAAAGCAAGAGGUUGUUCAAGAUGAAACGCGUAUCGAAGAACUGCAUAAAAAGCGCAAUUUCCUUGCCUCAUACUGUAAACUUAUCGUAUACAACAUCAUACCAACAAGAACUGGUGCUGGUAUAUUCAAAUAUUAUGUUAAAUGUUAUAAUGAAUAUGGAGACAUCAUUAAAGCAACUUUGGGCAAAGCUAGAGAAAUUAAUAAAAUUAACUUUGCGCUUACAUUACUUUUAAGUUUAAUUGCAAUCUUCAAAGAUUUACAACAACAAUCAGAAAAUAAUAGCGUUUCGCGAAAUUCUCAUGAAUUUGCGGAUUUAAAGGAAUUGGCUAAACGUUUUGCAUUGACAUUUGGCUUUGAUGCCAUUAAAAAUCGUGAAGCCAUAGUUGCAGUGCAUCGUGCCGGUAUACUUUUUGCUGUCGGAGAAGUAUCCGAUGACCCUGUUGCGGCACCAAUUAGAUUACUGUUUCUUGAAGUUCUUAACGAAUUCAACAACAAACUCUUGAAACAAGAUAGAAAAGUGAUUUACAAUUUUCUUGAACGCCGAAUUUCACCUGGUAUGCCAUCGAGCAGAGCUGAAGAAUGGCAGCCAUUGGUUAUGUAUCGUAAUGCAUUAUUACAUGGUGAAACAGAUCAAGCACCGGCAACUACAAAACGUGCUUACACUAAAAAACGACGAGAUCAUGAUGAUGAUGACGACGAGGAGGAUGAAGAAGAAGAACAUAAUGAUCCAGAUUACAGAGCUUAAUAUGUUAAUAUAAAUAAAUAUGUAUGUAAAAUUAAACAAAAUUAUAAAAAAAAAAAAUUUAAAAGUAUUAAAAGCAUGACAUUAAGAUUAAAGAUGAUAAUAUUGGCCACAGGAAAUUCGUAACAAUUCGAGGGAAGAUUUGAAAGUGUAAAACACAAUGGUUAAGUAAGGUUGGAUAGGCAGUUGCGCACAACAAAUAAACGUUGCGAUACAACGAAUAAAAGUUGUGAUACCACGAGUAAACGUUGUAAUACGACUAAACGUUUUAAUACAACGAGUAAACAUUUUAAUACAACGAGUAAACGUUGUGAUACAACGAGUAAACAUGUUCGAACGCUAGGCUUAUGUUAUACCACUAGAUAUAGAGACUGAAAUUGUUAGUGCAUUGAUAACGUUAUAAAACAUUAUUGACAUAAUCAUCAACAUCAGUAGUUCCUGUAUCUCCCAUUGGAGCAUAG